GCAUACUUCUAAAAGAGUGGAGCGCGAUAAUGCCACGAGGCGGACACGCCAUUGUCCUCUUGUCUGUUUUGCUCUGCCUCCAAGCGCUGUGUUGUUUCAGUGCGUAUUUGGCUGCGCUGAGCUGAAGAGGAGAGGUUACUCAGAGUCAUUGGAAUCCCGGCACAAUAGACACAGACCCCCCGCCUCUCCUGCCCGGGACUCCAGGUUGUGAACCCCACUGCAAGAGCUCUGGCCUCCAUCAUUCAUCCACCCACCAGGCUCGGGGCUCUCGCUCCAACACAGGAGCUCUCAGUGCUGUUAAAUGGCUCCCCUAAGAAGUAGCAUAAACACCACCGUUCAGUCCAAGGCCACGGUUCACUCUGGAAUGCACCACAUCACAGCUCCUCGUAGAAAGCACUUUUUAUCGCCUAUCUCUCCCUCCCCUCGCUCGCUGCUCCCUCCCCUCUCGGAAUAAACGCGUUGCCAUGCCGUCGGCAGUCAGUGCAGUGGUUAAAACGCGCUCGUUCUCCUGUGAUUUUGGUGCGUGAUGUGUUCAGUCGGCAACGUCGGAGCGCGCGGGCUGAGCUGAGCGAGGCGGCUUCUCCGUUGUCCUUGUCCCCUCCCGGUUCCCCCUCGCUCCCUACUGCGGACUGAGACUUCCCACCCGGGGCAGCCGAGAGACAGAAGCGACGGCACACCUGGGAACUAGAUGGAGGGACCUGAGCCGCAGCUGUCGCCGCAGUCCACCUUUCUCCCGUGGUCCGAGGGGGGAGGGCGCUUGUGAGCUCGUCUGAGUCGGGGUUUGGGAAUACCUUUCCGGGAUAAGAAGGUUAGUGUGUGAAAGACAAUGUCCCGCGGCUCGCUCCGGCAGUCCCGGAUAUUGUUGGCGCGGCGGCGGACUCACAGAGCUCAGUGUCACCCGGUCCGCCCCCACCUCCACCUCCAGUAGCGGUUCAGGCUCUCGCGUCUCGGGCGUCCCGGAGUGUGAAGGAUGACUUCCUGGCUACGCAGCCGUCCUCUGCGUGCCCUCCUGCUCUGCUGCGUGGCGCUCGUUGUCUGCGCAGAAGCCUCCGGCGGCGGAGCCAGAGCGUGUUGGUCGCCCAGCGUCACCUCUUGCGCAGAUUGCCUGCGACGUGGACCACAAUGUGCUUGGUGUUUCCAGGAGGACUACCUGCACGGGGCUGAGCAGAGCCGUCGCUGCGAUCUGCCAGACAACCUUCGCCAGAGAGGUUGCAGGCCUGAGUUCAUGGAGCGGUCGGACGUCAAAGUGGAGGUCGAUGCCACCCUGGACAGCACGCAAGUGUCCCCACGGAAAAUCAGCAUCACCCUCCGGCCAGGUUCAGAGGCCAGUUUUGUUGUUGCUGUGAAACAACUGGAGCGCUAUCCUGUAGAUCUCUACAACCUAGUGGAUGUAUCAGCCUCCAUGGAGAAAAACCUUGAUCAUCUCAAGACAGUGGGCGUCGCACUGUCCCUCCGGAUGACGCAACAUACCUCAGAUCUUUGGCUGGGUUUUGGCUCAUUUGUGGACAAGCCUGUCUCCCCUUUCAUAAGUGUCCAUCCCUCCAAGAUCGACAACCCCUGCAGUGAGUACCAGAUCAGCUGUCGUCCAGCCCACGGUUUUCACCAUGUCCUCAGCAUGACCGACAACAUCAGCGAGUUCACGCGAGUGAUGAAGCUCCAGCGCAUCUCUGCGAACGUGGACACGCCCGAGGGAGGACUGGACGCCAUGCUGCAGGCCGCUGUCUGCCAGCGUGCUGUUGGUUGGCGGCCAGAGGCAAAGCGCCUCUUGCUCCUGAUGACAGAUCAGUCGUCUCACCUCGCACUGGACAGCAAGGUGGCUGGGAUCGUGACGCCGCAUGACGGCCGGUGUCACCUGGACAACAACAUUUACACUGGAAGCACAAAGAUGGACCAUCCCAGUUUAGGUCUACUGUCAGACAAGCUGCUUGAAAACCAUAUCUACCCCAUCUUCGCUGUGGACAACACGCAGUACCAGUGGUAUGAGGAGUUGGUGAAGCUGCUGCCUGGAUCGAUCCUGGGAAAAUUGGGCCUCUUUCAGGCACCGAACCUUAUAGAUCUGGUGGUAGAUGCGUACAAGAAACUGUUGUCUGAGGUGGCGGUGUCAGUGUCAGUGGAGGACAAGGCAGUCAGCAGGUACUGGGUGUCUGUUUCUCCUUUUUGUCCCCGCGGAUCCACUGCCAAGGACCAGAGCUGCUCAGGGGUGCAGCCAGGCCAGACGGUGUACUUUAAUAUCACCGUUGGCCAACACUCCUGUCCUGAUGAUGGUGAAGAUGAAGAUGUGAGGAUGUUGGUGCAUCCGGUGGGCUACAAUGAGUCCACUGUGAUCAGCAUCCGCUCUAAAUGUCAGUGCAAAUGUGGACCAACAGGUCAUUGUGAUGGCACCGACCAGUCACCCUGCAGGGAAAGCCAUCGCGGUGCCAGUCAAGAGCAAAGGCCAGAUCACGGACAUAUGAAAGACUCGAGCGCAGAUCCAAAUAGAAGCUGCAAAGCAGAGGGGUCAAAUGUGAACUGCAGCGGGCGGGGAGUGUGCGAGUGCGGCAAAUGUGUGUGUGAGCAAAGCAGGCUUGGGACGGUAUACGGGAAAUACUGUGAAAUGGAUGACUUCUCCUGCCCAUAUGAGAAGGGACAGCUGUGUGGAGGCCGAGGUGUGUGUGUGUCAGGCGAGUGUGUGUGCGAGGUCGGCUGGACAGGUGACAGUUGCAGCUGUCCCACCUCCAUAACCAGCUGUCAAUCUGCAGAUGGCUUGCUUUGCAGUGGCUGUGGAAAGUGUGUGUGCGGCAAGUGUGUGUGUACUGAUCCCCAACGAUCUGGAGACUUCUGUGAGAGAUGUCCCACCUGCCAAGACAUCCGAAAAUCCUCCUGUAAGAGUGUGGACUGCCAUCAUUCUCAAGGUCUCUCCCAAAAAGAGGCGGAGCUAUGCAACACCACCUGCGCUCUUCAUAUCGGCUCCAAAACAGAUUUUUCAGAACGAGUCAGCAGUGGGCGGCUGGUUGGAACUUUCCUGUGUGUGUGCGCCCUGACGGUGCUGUGUGGACUCGUGGUGGUGGCCGUGUCCCGGUUGCUGCUGCAGAAGAGAGGCAUGCCACGAGGGGGCGCUGGUGCAGAUUUAGGCUACCAUUGCACUGGAAAGGAUCUCUCAUAUAUUCCUACAACCAAUGAGAAAACAGUGACCUACAGGAGGGACCGUCCGCCUGACCAACCCGUGGAGAUGCGCAUUCAGGUUCCCAAGAUGUCUCUUGAUGAUCACUGGCAGUUCUAACCAGGGCACAAAUGUUGAAGUCUGAAGGAAGAGAUAGAAAGAAGAAGAGCUGGACUAGAAACUUCUUUUCUGCUCCCUACACUCCCAGACAUCAAGAAAACCGUAUCUGAAGGACAAGAUGAUGCUAAGCUUGACUCCAAAACCUCAAUGGAAUUAGACUCUUUGAACUGAACUAACCAAACCGAGGGAGACUUUUUGACUACAGUGGCCAGUAUCUUUUGAAUGAAGAUGAAACAAAGUCGCCCACCUCUUCUUCCUCUGCAGCAGAGAGAGGCCACAGGGUAAAGAGGGAUUGUGAAGGUUCCUCGUUUCUUAGAUAUGCAGAGCAGCUUAUCUAUCCCAUGGAUGAGUGUGAGAGUGUCUGUGUGUGUUGUGCCUCUGGUUGCGUUUGUGCUUUCUAUUUAUGAUCUUAAAAUGUAACACUACAUGUUUGAAGUUCAUAUUUGCUUGAGAAGGCAACGUUCCACCUCCACCGUCUCACUGUCUUUGUCUGCCCCCGUGUGGCCAUCUCCAUGUACUGCAACCUCUCUAAAAACACAAUCGACCUCAGCUGCAUUAACUGUUCUACUAAUGACUGUUUGCUUUUACGAACCCUUUUUUAGUCAUGUGUAAUGAAUGAUGAAUUUUGUUCUGUGUGUUGACCUGCUCUCUACAGGAUGAAUUUGCACUAGAAAGCUGCAUUAUACUACUGAAAACUUUGGGCACUCUGGGACAGGAGAGCUGUGAACUUUUGGGCAUUAGAGGUCAUCUUUGUGCGUUCAAAGCUGAUGUAACAAAUUCACCCCAACACUGGAACAAGAAUGACUAAGAUUCAUAUUUAAAAUAUGUAUAAUCACAAAACAAAACGGUUAUUUAUAGCGAUGUAACAUCGGACUCUUGAGCACGUGAGCUCUGCAUCACAGCCAAACUUUCCUGCUUUUGCUGAAGAUCUAUUUUCCGAAACAUCUGGACAACUUGAGGCUUUAAGGUACGAAUGGGCUCAGAAUGGCACUGAGGACAGCAGUGGACUCUGUGCAACUUUUAUGCACUAGAAGAGAUUACCUGAGACUUUUGUUUUUGCUCAAUCCUACUCAAAUUUCUAAUUUUUCAAGUAGUUUUUUUGUAUUGUUUAACUUUUUCUGAAAGUUUAAAACACUAAUAACUAUUUAUUUUUGAUCAAGUUACAGGAGAUCUCCUAUAUCUCAUAAUAGUGCUGCACAAUAAGACAGAUACUGUAGUUUUUUAAGUGAACUGCGGAAGGUUUCAGCAAUAAGUAGCAUUAUUAAUCAUCUCAUCUAAUAUGGUACUGAGUUUUUACAUGAAAACAGCACUUUUUGUUGGUAGAUUUGUUGUAAGUUAUUGUGCGUGACUGUUAUUAUCACAAUAAUAAUGUGCAAGAUUUUGUUUAGUUACUGAGUUAUCGUAUGAAACAACGUAGCCUUUUAUAAAUAAGUUUACUGUUCAAAUAUCUGAAUGUAAAAAGAAAGAUAAUAAUAAUGAUCAUCUUUUGAUUUCAAUGUUAGCAUCCAAAUCCAAUGAAGUGUUUGAUUACUGCAAAAAUGUGUAAUUAUAUUUGUUUUUCAAAAUAAAACAUGUCUGUUGAAUUAA
Molecule: messenger RNA, 4846 nt
Organism: Poeciliopsis prolifica (blackstripe livebearer)
Lineage: Eukaryota; Metazoa; Chordata; Actinopteri; Cyprinodontiformes; Poeciliidae
Gene: itgb8
Product: integrin, beta 8
Exons: 15
Coding region: 971-3259 (762 amino acids)
Biological process (GO): cell migration; cell adhesion mediated by integrin; integrin-mediated signaling pathway
Cellular component (GO): integrin complex; cell surface; focal adhesion
Molecular function (GO): integrin binding
Source: RefSeq, a predicted model, not a curated record